This is a messenger RNA of Trichoderma citrinoviride, 555 nucleotides long. RefSeq lists its product as hypothetical. Lineage: Eukaryota; Fungi; Ascomycota; Sordariomycetes; Hypocreales; Hypocreaceae. The coding region runs from base 1 to 555 and encodes 184 amino acids. The record is from RefSeq and is a predicted model, not a curated record. The transcript has 11 exons.
AUGCUUAUAGCAGUGAGAAACUGUCCGAGGAUAUCUCUCAACUGCCCGGGAGCCGACAAAUUGAAACAUUGCCUCAACUGGCUGCGCAAUCAGAACCGACUUCAGUAUAUCGCCGAGUCCCAACAGUUACAAAGAUUCGAGCUCAAGUUCCCGAUGUAUCAUGAGAAUGUUGAGGUGUCCAGUUUCCUCCGUUCUUGCAAGAUUCUCUUAGGUUUCGGCGAGCGGGCCUCGGGCCACGGGGGACUCAGCAGAUUUAUAGGUCUUAUCGAUCCGGCACCGAGUCUCAGCAGGUUCAGCGAUCCGGCUUCAUUGGACCCGGAGACUCAGCAGGCAUGUCUCGACGAUCGGCUGAAUGAGGAUCUGAUGUUGAUCUGGUCUUCGCGAGGGUCGACGAGAAAACGGAAAUUGACCAGAUUUCCUCGGCCUUGGUCUUGGCACAUGGAGCUUGCAGGCCUUUCUGUUUAUUGGCAUUGGAGACGGAGGGAGCAUGUACCGACGGUGCGGCCCAUCCCGCUACACUUCAGUUGCCUCUGUUAUGACGCCUCCGUCAUGUAG